AACGACUACAGCUACUUCCUGUUUCUACUGCAGACAGGCUGUUAGCACAUGAUGAAACAACCACAUGCUAUUUUAUUUAACCUAAAACUAAUAUUAUUUUAGUAAGGCGUAUUACAUUUUGAAGUUGUUUUCUUCAUUCUCACGUCAGACCUUUGUUUCUCGGAAACUGGUCAAGAUGCCUGUCCUUUGCAGCAGCUGUGCUGACAAACGUGCUGUGUUGAAGCGUCCAAAAACUGGUCACUCCCUUUGUAAGGAAUGCUUCUUCUGGGCUUUUGAGGAGGAGGUGCACCAGACAAUUGUGGCUGCACAGCUAUUUAAACAUGGGGAGACUGUUGGAAUUGCUGCCUCAGGUGGAAAGGACUCCACAGUGCUCGCACACGUAAUGAAGGUUCUGAAUGAGCGAUACAACUACGGCCUUGAACUUAUGCUCCUCUCAGUGGAUGAGGGGAUCACCGGCUACAGAGAUGACUCAUUGGAGACAGUGAAGAGGAACCAGCAGCAGUAUGAGCUACCGCUGAAGAUUGUGUCAUAUGAGGAGCUGUACGGCUGGACUAUGGAUGCUAUAGUGAAGCAGGUGGGGCUGAAGAAUAACUGCACUUUCUGUGGAGUCUUCAGGAGGCAGGCGCUAGACAGAGGGGCCAUUAUGCUGAAAGUGGACAAGAUUUGUACAGGUCACAAUGCUGAUGACGUAGCAGAAACUGUGUUGAUGAACGUCCUGCGAGGAGACAUUGCUCGUCUGCGGAGGUGCACUGCUAUCUCCACAACCAGCGAGGGAGAUGGGGUCGUUCCACGGUGCAAGCCCCUUAAAUACGCGUAUGAGAAAGAGAUCGUUCUAUAUGCGUAUUUUAAGAAGUUGGACUACUUUUCCACUGAAUGUAUUUACUCGCCAAAUGCUUAUCGCGGCCAUGCAAGGACCUUUUUGAAGGACCUGGAGAGCGUGAGACCAAGCUCCAUUAUGGACGUCAUCCAUUCUGGGGAGAAUCUGUCUGUGCGAGAGGGUGUGAAGAUGCCUGUGCAGGGAACCUGCAGCCGCUGUGGCUACAUCUCCAGCCAGGCACUGUGUAAAUCUUGUGUGCUACUGGAAGGGCUGAACCGAGGCCUGCCAAAGCUGGGCAUCGGCAAACAUCACCGCCUGCAUGACAAAAUCCUCUCCCAGCAGCCGCUCACAGAGAAGGAGGAGAGGAAGCUGAAAUCAGUGGACUUUUGACAAAUACCUGUUUUAAUCACUACCAGACUGAAGACUUAUCUUGAAAUUUAUAAGAAUGAAUGUAUUGUGUGGGUUUUUCCAUUUGGAAAAGACUAGUCUGAGAUACCAAAUAUGUAAUUUGUCUUCACUGACAAUCAAUUGUUUAUUUAUGGAGCAUUUAAGCAAACAUAAUUUUAGUAAAUGUAAGAAAUUAUCUGUAAUGUAUUAAGAAUUUUGUGUUUACCUUAAGGGACUGCUCAGUAGCACCUGAGUAAUAUCUGUGUCUAGUAACUUUGUCAAUUUCUGUAUUAAACAUAGGGGCCAUUUGUAUCAAUGCCUUGA
Messenger RNA from Sphaeramia orbicularis (orbiculate cardinalfish), 1528 nucleotides. It is a transcript of the gene ctu1, whose product is annotated as cytosolic thiouridylase subunit 1 homolog (S. pombe). Gene Ontology annotation, cellular component: mitochondrion; cytosolic tRNA wobble base thiouridylase complex. Lineage: Eukaryota; Metazoa; Chordata; Actinopteri; Kurtiformes; Apogonidae. The transcript has 3 exons. Gene Ontology annotation, biological process: tRNA wobble position uridine thiolation. Bases 176 to 1207 code for a protein of 343 amino acids. The record is from RefSeq and is a predicted model, not a curated record. Gene Ontology annotation, molecular function: tRNA binding.